Molecule: messenger RNA, 811 nt
Organism: Oppiella nova
Lineage: Eukaryota; Metazoa; Arthropoda; Arachnida; Sarcoptiformes; Oppiidae
Source: the annotation of a GenBank genome assembly
UGAGAAGUGGUUAAAAAGUGUUCACUUUAACCAAAAUUUAGCCAAUUAGAUAUAGUUUGGUUUAUUUUCUAUAUUAAAAAGUUCUUAGAAUUAUUUAAUAAGAAAUGACUGAAACCAAAGUGAACGGGGCAAUAUGUGAAUCUGAGCCAGUUUGCAAUGUAAAAUCACAGUAUAAACGGGAGUUGGUGUGGCGUAACAUAACAUUAAUGGCAAUAUUGCAUUUGUCAGCUCUGUAUGGCUUUUAUUUGUCCAUAACUGUGGUCCAGUUUAAGACAAUUAUUUUCAUGAACUUUAUUGCUAUGUUUUCAUCGAUGGGUAUUCAGUGUGGGGCUCAUAGGUUAUGGUGUCACCGGACAUAUAAAGCCAAACUCCCCCUUCAGGUCAUACUAAUGGUGUUGCAGACAAUGUCCCUCCAGAACGACAUAUUUGAAUGGAGUCGCGACCAUCGCCUGCACCACAAGUACUCGGACACCGACGCCGACCCACACAACUCCAGUCGGGGUUUCUUUUUCUCACACGUGGGUUGGCUUUUAUGCAAAAAGCAUCCCGACGUUAGGGAAAAGGGAAAGACACUCGACAUGACAGACCUGGCUAACGACCCACUGGUCAAGUUUCAAAGAGCUUUUUAUAUACCAUUAGUGGCAUUAAUAUGGGGAGCGAUUCCCACGUAUAUACCCUAUUAUCUAUGGGGUGAGUCCGUGUGGAAUGCCUGGUUUGUUUGUGUUAUGCUCCGAUACACAGGGGUGUUAAACUUGACCUGGUGUGUUAAUAGUGCUGCCCAUAUGUAUGGCAUGAAGGUAUACCUGUAAUA